UGCCCACCUCUGCGCUACCUUCUCCUUUCGCAUACAAUCGACAUCACCGCCUGUUUGAAAAAGUAACCGCUCCGUCGACUUGCUUAGGCGGGCUAUUAUUUUUUAAAACAUGUCUCUCAACAUCCCCAAGGCCCCCAAUGCCGGCCUCUUCAAGCAAGGCUACAACAACUAUGAUUCUGAAGACGGUGCCGUCCUCCGAAACAUCGAUGCCUGCCGAGCCAUUGCUCAGACCGUCCAGACGUCCCUCGGACCCUACGGCCGCAACAAAGUCGUCAUCAACCACCUUCAGAAGAUGAUCUUGACCUCCGACGCCGCCACCAUCCUCCGCGAGCUCGACGUUGUCCACCCUGCCGCCAAGCUUCUUGUUAUGGCCUCCCAACAGCAGGAUGCCGAGAUGGGCGAUGCCACCAACUUCGUUAUCAUUCUUGCUGGCGAGUUGCUGCGAAAAGCUGAGGACCUCCUCCGAAUGGGUCUCAAGGCCUCCGACAUCGUCAUUGGUUACGAAAAGGCACAGAAGUUUGCUCUUGAAACCCUCGAACAGCUCGCAGUCGACAAGGUCGAGAACAUCACCGAUCAGGAGGAGCUCAGCAAGGCCCUGCGAACCGUCAUUGCAAGCAAGCAAAAUGGCAACGAAGAAUUCCUCGCCGAGCUCGUCGCCGAAGCCGUUCUGGCUGUCCUCCCCAAGAACCCCGCCAACUUCAAUGUUGAUAACAUCCGAGUAGUCAAGAUUAUGGGUGGUAGCUUGGAGCAGAGCCGUGUCGUCAGGGGCAUGGUCUUCCCCAAGGAGCCUGAAGGUUCUAUCAAGAAGGCCCGCCGUGCCAAGGUUGGUGUUUUCACCUGCCCCAUUGACGUCAGCCAGACCGAGACCAAGGGUACAGUUCUUCUGCACAACGCCAAGGAGAUGGUGGAUUUCACCAAGGGUGAAGAGACGCAACUUGAGGCCUCUAUCAAGGAGCUUCACGACUCUGGCAUCCGUGUCGUUGUCUGCGGUGACAGAAUCGGCGAUCUUGCUAUGCACUACCUUAACCGCUUUGGCAUCCUUGCCAUCCGUAUUCUCAGCAAGUUCGAGAUGCGCAGAAUCCUGCGCGUCGUUGGUGCCACCCCUCUGGCUCGCCUUGGUGCUCCCAUGCCCGACGAAAUGGGAAGCAUUGAUGUUGUUGAGACUAUGGAGAUUGGUGGUGACCGUGUGACUGUCUUCCGCCAGGAAGAUGAAGUCACCAGAACUGCUACUAUUGUUUUGCGUGGCGCUACUCAGAACCAUCUUGAUGACAUUGAGCGUGCUGUCGAUGACGGCGUCAACGUUGUCAAGGCCAUUACCAAGGACCCCAGACUUGUCCCUGGUGCAGGUGCCACAGAAAUCCAGCUCAGCUCUAGAAUACAGACACAAGGAGAGAAGACUCCUGGACUGAGCCAGUAUGCCAUCAAGAAGUACGGUGAGGCUUUCGAGGUUAUCCCUCGCACUCUGGCCGAAAGCUGUGGUCUGGAUGCCACCGAGGUUCUCAGCAGACUGUACGCCGCCCACGCCAAGGGAGAGGAUGGCGAUACCGGUGUUGAUGUUGAGGGUGGCGAUGAGACUGGCAUCCUUGACGCCCAAGAAGAGGGUAUCUUGGAUCUGCUCUCCUCCAAGUACUGGGCUAUUAAGCUCGCUACUGAGGCGGCUCGCACGGUUCUAUCUGUUGACCAGAUUAUUGUUGCCCGCCAGGCUGGUGGUCCCAAACCCCCAGGCCCCAACCCUAACUGGGAUGACGAUUAAACAAUUACGAACAAACUAUAAAAACCAAAUGAAGUCAAAUAAGAGAGAUUAGGUCUCUCGAAAUUAUGUACACAAAAACAAAAGGAGAUUACGAGUCUUGGGUUGUAGUGGCGAGGAAAACAUACCGAUACUUUGACGAUAGAACUUAGAUAUCAACGCAUUUAAUUUUUCGCUUUACAUCAUAUCAUACAUACCAGGUUACUAACGACCUUUGCAAGUUUGUCGUAGACACAUAUUUAAAACAAUAGUCUUGAAUAGCCAUGGCGGUGGCUUCUAUCAAGUUACGAGCAGUCACAGACGAAGGAGAAUAGCGAUUUGUAGAACUAAUGCUUCAUAAAAUAUCCAAGUGAUAACACAUAACAUAUGCUAAACUUUCGUGGCUCAAUACAAAAUGAAAUGGUAGAUACAUGUGAACAAUAUAGAAAAGAUGUUCCGUGAGAGCAGAUGACUUUUUCGAUAAUCAUACAUUAAGCAUGUUUCGGGGAUCAUUCCCACCAGAAUAAACGUGUGCGGGAGUUGUAUCCGCCAUAUCCAAGAAGUCCCGUCAUAAAACGUUAACAAAAAGAGGGAGAGACAAGUUCAGAAAACGAGAGGCAGAAAAUGAGAGCUUCAACAAGGUGGCUGUAUGCACAUAAUGCCCAGCACAGUGCUUCCUAGUGAAAAACUUCUAGGCAAGCAUUGUGAGGGAUCGGCAUCGACAAAUGGGAUAAAUAGCAUUGAACAAUGCACCCAGUUACUGUGACUUGGGGCAAGGGGUAUAAGCAUUGACAGUGAAGGAAAUCGAUCCAAGAACUGGAGAAUGCUCAGGGCAAGCAAUGACAUCGGUCAGAACGACACCCUGAAAUGUUCGGGCAGAGAGGUCCGCGCGCUUGGGGGUUUUAGGCUUCUUCCAUGAUGCCACCGCCAUCGCCACCUUCUUCACGCCACUCGCGGCUGCGGUCCGAGAGGCGGCGGAUACCUGCUACGCGGCUGGCCCAGAGCUUCUCGAUCGGUGUUCGGAAGGUAAAGGCGCGCUGGGAGCUAAUGACUCCAAUGGCUUGAAGAACAGCCUUGCGGCUAUCGCGUCCAAACACGGCAGGGUGGUUAAUCCACUCAAGAGCUCUCUCAAGCUCCGCAUCCAGGGCGGCAACAGUGCCGGCGUCAAUACCUGUGCACAGAUUGACGGCAUCGGGAACUGACUUUGCGCUUGCCAAUGGUCCAUGAAGCCCGCCAGACGAGGCAGGGCUUUGGGGAGAUGGGCUGCGCUUUCGGUCUGGUGUUCCGGCAGGGUUUGGUGAUGAGUCGUUGCCUGGAUGAGGCGUAGAUGGCACCGACUUAGUCAUGGGGACAGGGGGAAGGCCACCUUUGCCAAGACCCUUGAGAAUAGAUCUUGUCUCGUUGAGGAGGGUGUGGGCGCGAUCGUGUUGAGCCCGGGUGACAAGAGUCAACGCUCUCGACAGCAUGUCGGAUGUCAGCAACUCCAUACGACGCUGGACAAUGCUGGGGUGGGGUGGGAUAGGAGGAGAGCCCUGCCAUGUUUUCUUUUGAGACGAGCUAGGGGGGAGCAUGGUAAUCGCGAGCAGUGAUGGGCGUGGCAUUUGAGUGAUGGCGCCUUCUCGGAGAAUGUCGCCCCAGAUAACGUCAGCUUGAAUGAGCGGGACUUCUUCAACCGAUACACCACGUUCAGGAUCACUCUCUGAGCUGCCCCCGAGAGCCUCUAGGCCCGAGACAAUGUUGUCCCAAGCAUCCUGAGGAAGCUGGUCCUGUGAGGAGCUGUCAGGCAGGAUGAUGAGUUGGACAAGAAUGUCUCUCUUGUCACCAAAUCGGAGAUCGCCAAGCGAUGCUUCCGCAUCACGGCCAGUAGCUCGCUUAGUGGUUUGCAAUGCACCGUUUAUCUUGUGGAACUUAGCCGGUGACCCUUCAGGAAGCUUGAGCUUGAGCUUAACAUUCUGAUGAGAGAGCGCUUGCAUGCCACCCAGGCAACCAGCAAGGCAUUCACGCAGCAUCAUCCAAUCCUGAACAUAGGUAUAAGAGGCUUUGGUCUUAGUAGACAACUCGAUCAUAGUAUCAGGUUUAUGAGUCAUUCCUAGGCCAAAGGUAUGAAUUGUAAUCUUGGCUGCUUCAGCGCGAGAAAUGACAAAGUCAACUGAAUCAGUGUCUGACGUAGAGGCAUCACUGAUAAGCAUGAUAGCUGCUGUAGGAUUGCUGUGCUUGCGCUGCAUAAGAAGAUCCAUGGCGACAUUUGCACCUUCGACAACAUCAGCGCGGUGGCUCUUUUGACCGACUGGCUUGAUAGAGCCCAAGAUGUUGGCCCAGCCAGGCCAAGCUUUCGUUGUCAUUCCAACAAUUGGGACACCGCCUCCUCCAGAGCCAAAUGUAACGAGGCCCAUGCGGUCGCGCUCGCCGAGAGUGCUCACCAUAAACUUCAGCGCAUCCCUGACCAGGUUGAUUUUCACACCCUGCAUAGACGAAGAGAUCGGGACGACGACGACGACAUCAAUGGGAAUGUGAACAGAAGUUGGAAUAAAGCUCUGCUUCGAGGCAAGGCUGGUGUACUCGGUAGGGGCUGUUCCAACCGACUUGGGACCCCAAGAAGAUGUGGUUGAAGAAACCCUUUGAGUUCGUUGGCGGUGCCAGUCUACCUCCUCGUCAUUCUCAGAGAAGUCUGCCCGAUCAAAUUCAGGGCUUCGGAUGGGGGCUGGGUCGGGGGAGUUCAAGUCAAUCAGGGCCUGGUACCAGAGCUUAAGCUGGUUACGGUUUUCGAAAUGCAGGUGGAACUGGGGAAGUUCGGCAACGGAAAGACUCAGGGUGAGGAUAUUGUCGUCGCUGUUGGGGGUUUCGAAAACAUCGCUGAGGUGCUUCUUGAUCAAGAUCGAUCCCUUGAGCGAGUACUUCGGGGGUGGUGCAGUACCUUCAGGCCACUCGGCGUUCGCUGCGGCGCUGGCCUUCUUCUCUCGGACACAAAUGAACAUUUCGGAGAAUAGGAAACAUUGAAGCUCUUGCCAGUUGAUCUUGUCCUUACCAACACGCAGAGUACCAUACAGGCGGAGCUUUCCAAAGCGGCUAAAAUCAAGACCGUUCCAGUUGUCAACACGAGCCUGUAAAUCUUCACUCAUCUUCUCUAGCGCCUCUGGGGACUCGUAAGGAUAGAACCUGGGAGCUGGAGUAGGAGCAGGAGAUGCAGCAUACGCUGCAACAUUGUCGAUUUUGCCCAUUGAGCCUUGCCUUUGGAUAGUAGGGGAUCCAAUAUCCUCGGGAUCGGGUCGCCACUGGUUAUCGGGGACUUCGAUAGUAACAAGACAGGUGAGCGUCUCUUGGCGACGUGAGCGGCUGAUGGUAGGAAACUCCGAACGCACAGUAACAAUAGGUGCAGGAAUGGGAUUUCUGGUGGCCAGGCGUUGAGGGCUAGCCGGUGUGGUUUCCAUGGCCUGUACGUCAUAGUCAUGGCGCCAUUGAUGCCCGCUCUGAGUCGUUUCUGGGUAGCCCGACGAAGCAACGCCAGUUGCUUCGCUAUCACUACGAGCAUGUCUUGAGGAAGCAUAGGCCGACAGGGCGGCAUCGCGGCUGUCUCUUAAGCUGCCACGGGGCAAGCUCUCUCGGGUGCUAGGUGUUCCUCCUUGCUGUUGCGAUUGCUGCUGCUGCUGUUGCUGUUGCUGUUGCUGUUGUUGUUGUUGUUGUUGUUGUUGUUGCUGUUGCGAGCGGCGUUGAGCGCUGUCGACGCUGGGCGGUCUCAUAGUCUGGCUAUCCCAUGUCGGCGUGGGAGUAGGGGUAGAUCGGGUGUCGCUACCCGCGGAUCUGACGAGGUUGCUUAUUUUAUUGAUAUCAAUAACGUUGCCACCUCUACUAGUGUCGAGAUGUAGAGGGGAAUCACAUGAGGGGCAGUAUUGUGAGUCGAACUCGCGGAUAAAUUCGUAGAAACAGGCUUCAUGCGAGACAUGGGAGCAUGAGAACUGAAGGAUCCGUUCACCUUGCAAGGUAUGUUCGAGAGGUUCCUCACAGACGGCACAUUCACUUCCUACAAAGGUUCUCUCGCGCCGGAAGCGGCUACGGUCUGUAGUGCUGGCCAUUCUGUUAUUAUCGAUCGCACCAACUCGUCGUGGGCUUCCGCUAUUUUGAGAUCCGACCGAUUCACCGCGGAUUCGGGGAGGAACAGUGAGCCCGCCUGUAGAUUGAUUGGACGGAUGGAAUCCUGCGAAUUGAUUAGUAUUUUUGCAGUAGUGGAACAGUCUCCGUCGCCAUGGAUGCAUCUAUUGGGCGACAUACCGUCUGCAAACGAAUUGUCUGUGUUGUUAGUAGAUGUAGUGCCGGGGCGAAUGCGAGUAGCACCCAGAGCCAAGUCGUCGGGUCUGACCAGGCCAAAAUCGUGGGCACUUGUUUGCAAAUCGUUGCUCUGGCCGCCAAGAUGAUCAGGAGCGUAGCCGGUCUUGCCCGGGCCUUGAAGUUUGCCGUAAAAUUUACUGAACAUCGGAGAGUUGAUGCUGGUCGCACCAGCGGUUGGUGUGGUAGAAGUUAAAAGAAUCAAAGCGGAGGGGCCUCAGGCGUCGCAGUAUUCGGCCCCCCAGAAAUGCAAGCUGGCGGCAAGUAUCCUGUGGAUUGGACCUAUAGCAGGGGUGCUUGGCGAAACAAAGCGAAGCCUUGCAAUAAGGCAGGUUUCGGGAGCUGCAGAGCAAACAAGGGAAAGGAGAAUGAGCAGCUAAGAAGCGUGGUAGCCCAAUAUAGAAGGCGGAGCAGCUAGCAAGAGUGUGCGUGUGGUUGUAAAAGGUGGGUGUGUCGUUUCGGGAGGUGGUUUCACGGUAUUGUAUCAACAAUGCUGGAGCUGCGUGCGCAUGAUGAUCGCGACAGCGGCGCAAGAGGAGAGAAGAACAAUGAUCAAGGCUGAACCAAGUGCCGCAGGCAAGAGGGUAAGCGUUAUGAUCAACUAGGAGCCCGUGUGGCUACCAGGUGGGAAACGAAACCGUCGACGGUGGUUGUAGUUGUGGGUGUGGUAAGGUGGUCAAUGUUCGUCAGAGAAGGCGGGUGACCGUAGGUGGGCAGCGCACAGUCCCAGAGCUUGUACUCUGUAUGUACUGUAGCAUAAACCGCCUCAGGGCGCGAGCGAAUAAGCAAUGCAGGCAACUGUGCUUUGCGUGGGAACCGAAUGCAGGUGGCGGGUUGGUUCCAGC
This is a messenger RNA of [Torrubiella] hemipterigena, 6894 nucleotides long. Lineage: Eukaryota; Fungi; Ascomycota; Sordariomycetes; Hypocreales; Clavicipitaceae. The record is from the annotation of a GenBank genome assembly.